Messenger RNA from Cololabis saira (Pacific saury), 2060 nucleotides. RefSeq names its product adenosine deaminase (gene ada). The transcript has 11 exons. Gene Ontology annotation, cellular component: cytosol; external side of plasma membrane. Gene Ontology annotation, biological process: inosine biosynthetic process; adenosine catabolic process; purine ribonucleoside monophosphate biosynthetic process. The record is from RefSeq and is a predicted model, not a curated record. Bases 70 to 1161 code for a protein of 363 amino acids. Gene Ontology annotation, molecular function: adenosine deaminase activity. NCBI's taxonomy places the organism in Eukaryota, Metazoa, Chordata, Actinopteri, Beloniformes, Belonidae.
CCGCUCCACUUCCCUCGGUGUUCGCACCGGCAGCCUGACAGCCGCACUGACAGACAGCCGCGCUCCGCCAUGGCCCAGACUUCUCCCGAGACAGUGGUGUUCAGCAAGCCCAAGGUUGAGCUGCACGUUCACCUCGAUGGAGCCAUCAGGGUGCAGACUAUUCUUGAAGUUGCCAAGAGGCGUGGCAUUCCUCUGGGAGCCGAUACUGCCGAGGAGCUGAAAGAGAAGAUAAUACUUCACGACGCCGCCACUCUCACAGUCUUCUUGAGUAAAUUUGAGAUGUACAUGCACGUGGUUGCCGGUGACAGAGAGGCCAUAGAGAGGAUCGCCUAUGAGUUUGUUGAGGACAAAGCUAAAGAGGGAGUGGUUUAUGUAGAGGUCAGAUACAGCCCACAUUUACUAGCCAACAGUAACGUGGAGCCCAUUCCCUGGAACCAGGAUGAAGGGGACCUGAGCCCAGAUGAGGUGGUGCGUCUGGUGAACGAGGGCCUGGGCCGGGGGGAGAAGAAAUUCAAUAUCAAAGUCAGGUCCAUUCUGUGCUGCAUGCGCCACAUGCCAAGUUGGUCCAUGGACGUAGUGGAGCUGUGUAAGAAAUAUAAGGACGACGGUGUCGUUGCCAUUGAUCUGGCUGGUGAUGAGUCACUAAACUCUGAAGCCUAUCCAGACCACAGAAAGGCCUAUGAGGAAGCAGCUCGUCGUGGAGUCCACCGGACAGUGCAUGCAGGAGAGGUGGGCCCAGCGUCCGUGGUAAAGGAGGCUGUAGAAGUGCUGAAAGCUGAGCGGAUCGGCCACGGCUACAGAACUCUGGAGGACCAAGCCCUUUACAAAAAGCUGCUGGCCCAAAACAUGCAUUUUGAGGUGUGUCCUGUUUCCAGUAAGCUGACCGGUGCCUGCGACUCAGACUUUACCAAACACGCCGUCAUCACGUUCAGGAAAGACAAGGCCAACUAUUCUCUGAACACCGACGACCCGCUGAUCUUCAACUCCACCUUGCACAUGGACUACAGCAUAGCGCAGGAAUACAUGGGCUUCACUGAGGAGGAAUUCCAGCGACUGAACAUCAGAUCUGCAGAGUCGUGUUUCCUCCCUGAAGAGGAGAAGGAGGAGCUCCUCAGCCAGCUGUAUAAGGCGUAUGGGAAGAUGCACAACACUGCCUUUUAAACCUGACCAGAACACCCGAGGAGAAACGAGACUUCUGGCCUCUUAAUCUGCCCUCCUGACACAACGGAAUGUCUUUUUUACACUCCUGUGACCAGACUUAAAGCCUAUUAAAUAUCAGGAAUAAUGACUAUGUGGCUGCUGCCUUGGCCUCAGAUAACUUCACACUGUCAGCUCAUGUUUUAUCAGGUUUCCUCUUAAUAUUUCCAGACUAAGCUUUCUACUUUAGGGUGCUUUUCAGACAAGAACACAUUCCUCUUAUACGUGCAAAAGCACGUGCAUUCAAAUGUUGUUUUCAUGAACCUGUUUUGUUGUAUCAAAACUCUGGACGCGUUCUUCAUCUUUUGUUUACACCGUUUUUGUCAUGAAGUCAGGAAAGCUGUAAUUGCACAGUUAUUCAGAACUCAUGACAUAACAGUUAGAGCGAGUGUGAGCAGAGACUAGGCUGCUCUAAUUAUUGUUAAAGGGUUAAGGCUGAGGGUUAUGGUUUAACAUGUAUCUUUAAAAAUGUUAGGGGUAAGGAUGAAACUAUAAAGCAAAGUAGAAGAGUGAGAAUUCAUUCAUUUCAUGUGCCCACGAGGGCCUGGAACUUGUUAUAGGACAAUCUAGUUAAUUGUGAACAUCCAUUCUUGAGUUGGAGGAGGAAAUAAGAGAAGAGAUCAGAUCUACAUGUGCUUUUUCAACCAUCAAUACCAAAGGUGUAGUCUUACAUUUGAACACAAGGUGGCACAAUAUUUUCACCUACGUUGAUAAAGUGAUUACUUAAUAUAGUUCUGAAUUUGAUAAUUAGUUAUUUUACUUUAUAUUAUAUGAAAAUAUUAUUUGAAUUUAAUUGAACAAAAAGCACUACCAUUUAAUGUAUUAUAACCCUUUUGAAAAGGAUAUUUGGCUACAAUAAAAGU